CGGGGCCUGAGCGGGCCUGGCGGAGCCCGAGCGCGGCCCGGCCCGCAGCGCGGGGUCCCGAGCGCAGGUGUUGUGUGUGCGCGCUGGCCUUGGGAAGUGGGCAGCUCUUCCCAUUCCUCCGUUCCUUCUUACUGUUUUCCAGCCAGCCAGUAUGCUUUUGGAUUGGUUUCUGAUGCCCAGGUCAGGGCCUGUUUUGUUUUCUUUUCCCCUUUAAUGCUAUUUAUAAUUUCCCAGUUGCUAUUUUAAGUUCUUUUGAGGGUAGAUUCCACCUCCAAGAACCUUUCUGGGUGUGUUUCCUCCUAGGCAGGUGUUGAAUUGAGUUCUUCAGAUCCCCAAGUAGCUCUUGGGCAGGAGGGAUAAAAGCUAUUUUAGGGUAGUCACUGAAGUGGAGCUGUUAAUCCUCUGUGGGUCUCUUUAGUUAAGAACACUCAGAGAUUAACCCUUUCUUUGCUGCAAAGCGAGCUGGCUAGCUUAACAGUAUUUGAUGGGAGAGUUGGGAAAAUUGGACUGUGGCAGCAGAAGGUGUGAACAUGCAACUCAGUAUAAAGACCAAGAUAAUAGCUUUCUUUUGCUGGGUACUUAGAGUAGGCCAAACCCAUAGCUGAGCUUUUUGCAUACCUGACUAAAAUAAUCCUUACAACCAGACUGUGAGGUAAGUAUUUUUAGCUUUACAGAUGAGGAAACAGGCUAAUAAUGGAGAAAGAACGCAGUUUCUAUAGAGAUGAUGUAACACCAUAAAAACUAUAGUUUCAUCAGAGGGCAACCUACAUCACAGCACUACAGACGACAGACAGGAGCUUCCAAAGGCCAUACGAUGUAUUGAGCAAGCACUUUUACUUUGGGUAUGGAGCUAUAAUAGAAGACGGUGUAGUAAAGUGGCCAUCCUGGCAAAAGAAAAUUCUGGCCCAGGAGGUAAAGAGCUUGUGUUUGUACUGAGAGUUAGCAGUGAGGGAAAAGAGGAAGGCUGAGUUCUGAGAUGUUGGGAAGGGAAGGAAACUGACUUUGAGGCAUGAGAAGUUAACACUAAGAGGGAGAAAGAAGCUAUACUUAGCACUGUGAAGAGGGGCAGCAGAGAUGUGGCCCUCAUGGGUUCUGCAUGUUCACAUUUUAUGUCACUCUCAAUGGUACCUUUUCGCUUCGUCCUCUAGAAAACAUUUACAAGUUAAGAGAAUGAAUCUCGUUUAGAAAUUGAGAAGAGUGAGGUUCAGAGAAAUGAAGUAACCUGCCUGUGGUUUCACAGCCAGUGAGUGGUGGCUCUUCUGAUAGCAAGUCCAAGGUUCUUUCCGUGCUGCCUCCCCCUUCAGAUCAGAUGCCAGAAGAUCCUAGGGCUGAAAAUACACUGAGUUAUACCAGUAACUGGGAGGGAUUGUGUUUGUUUUAUGGAAACAGGUUCUGUCAGCUUCUCCAUAGCUACGGUUAGAGUGUGAGACCAGAAGAACAGCUUUGAAAGAGAAGCAAAAUUCUUUCACAGUUUUGACAAGAAGUCUGAAGGAAUAGUUCUGAUUGUAUGAGUCAAAUCCAGGAGGUUUUCUGGAUCAAAGAAGUAUGCAGACAAAGGACACAAAGUGAGAGUGGAUCCCUGAAAGGUCCCUAGGUAACAUCAGCAACUGUGGCUGCUCAGCAGCCUGCUGGCCACUGAUUGUAGGUAAAGAUCUUGCUGUGCUUUUUCAGAGGCCAACAGGAGUAGGAUGAAGGUGGUGGCUCCUUUCUUUUAAAGCUAUAGCCUCAUUAAUGCUGAUCAAGAGCACAUGGUGCUUGCCUUCCUCCUCUGGUUCUAGCUGUAUCCUCAUGAGCUCUUCUUAGCCACUAGCAGCCUGUUUCCUAGAAGCCCAUUACUCACUCUUUCAGUAGCAGCAUGCUAAACUGCUGUGUCUUGUUUGUGCAUGUUUAACAGAACAGAUGAGGUGGACGUGUGGGAGGUGGGGAUGUACCAGUCUCUUUCUGAGUUUGUGCGGAAUUUCCAGAGUUAGGCUCCCCUCUCACAUCAGCCAGGGUUAUGUGACUUGAUUUCCUCUAGCUGCCAUUCCCAACUUCCAGAGGCUGAGAUGCAUUAUUCGGAUAUGAAAUUGGAGCAGAAUUUGGCCUUUUGAAGGUAAUUCCACCCUUGCAUAGGAUGGGGGAAUUUGAACAAUGGAAGCCAGCCAUCAGAGGCCUUUGAGGUGUAUAGGGAGCAGGCAUAUACCAGCAUAACUAAAAGGCUCAAGUAAGUCUAGUUUUCAGUGAUUCCUUUCCCUUGUGCGGAUCUUUCUAGGCAAAUCCCCACUUGUGAUGGGGAAAUGUUUGUCAUACUACAUUGCAAUGUUUCUUCAACAAAAGGAAUGGUUCCUGAACAGGAUGUAGCUCAUGUUAUGAUGAGCAAAGCUCUCUGGGGCAUGAACCCGCUGAUACUAUCAUCUCGUUCAUGGCCAGUCUGUUGGAUGAAUGGUCUCUGUGAGCAGCAGGUGCUAAUUAGCUGAGCAAGCAUUCCAUGGCCUACAGCUAGCUUGUGCAGUUGAAGCUCUCCCCAGAUUCUUGUAACCAAUUCCCAGAUACACCAUCAUUGCUCUUUCACAUGAAAAAGCCUCAUAUCUGAGUGUAUGAGUUGUUGUCUCUGAGUUAUUGUCAGGAAGGAGUAGUGUCACUAUUGCUGUCUUCCUCUCCUUACCAUACCAUUUUUGGCAACAAGAGGAAGGGUCAGAUUUCAAGUUUUGGCUCCUUUCUCUGGAUGAUGAAGAACCCAGUUUAAACUAGAACUUCUGGGUAUAUGAGUUAACCCCCUGAGAAUCAACUCAAGUUUAAUUAGUAGUUUACUCAUCUAAAAGAAAGUUGAGAUUCCUAAUCUAGAUGUUAGGUUAUGGAAAUGAAAUAAAUGCAGUACAAUCCCUUAGAGAAUCAUUAUCAGAUGGAAAAGACUUAAAUUCAAAUCCAAGAAUCAGUCUUUAGUAGAAAAAGUGCCUGUGUGCCCUCGGAGCCUGUAGGAUGACCACUCAGCACUUUGAGUUUUUGUGGUUUAAAACAAAACAAACAACUGUGCCUUUGGUAAAGCUGGGCCUAGAGAACAAAGGAUCUGAGAAGUGGUAGGAGGUCAGAGUGGGACCAGCACUAGUUUAGGGAAAAUUCUGGGAAGCCACUGUUGCUUCCCCAGAAAGAACCUCCCAAUGUCAGGGUUCUGCUAAGAAACAUGUGGGACAGGGCCUGGCUCUUAGGUCUGAAUUUCCUAUUGAAGGGUUCUUACUCUGUUGCGUUUUGGAUGCGUUAUUGUUCCUUUAGCACCUCUGGUGAAGAGAAUAGUAAAAAGCAGAUAAAGGGACUGUGGUAAGGAGGAGGAAGAAAGCUACCUGAGCUUUGUGGAAAGGAUAUAGAAGUGAAGAGAAAGUGUGGUGUUUUGAGCUUUAGGUCCUCAGAUUAGCUUGUCUCUUCUAGCCUAGAGUUCUAGUGAUAACACCUGCUGAACCCUGGGAAGCACCAAGCACCCUUGUCAGCUUUAUUGCAUGGCUGCAUUGACCUCCAGAUAUCAUCAUUACUUUUAGAAGUAGUGUUUGUUUUGUAAGGAAGGAAGCAGGUCAGGAAAGCAAGUGCUUGUUGGAAAGUCACACCACUUCUAAGUGGGAGGAGAGGGCUGGGUGCAGGCUUGGGAGCUGUCUGGAAGCAGAGCCUUUGUUCUCUUGGUAUAGGGCUUCCUAACACCAGGUGCUCUGAUGUUUCAGGUGAAGAGACUGUUUUCUGAAGGCUGCGUUGGAGGCUGUGACCGAGCAGAGAGCCCAUGUGAACUGAUGGGGAGGCUUUCUGAAUAACAUGGCCUUUUGCCAUUAGCCUUGCCAUGACCACAUUUUUCACCAGCGUCCCUCCCUGGAUUCAAGAUGCAAAGCAGGAGGAGGAAGUGGGCUGGAAACUAGUUCCCAGGCCUCGGGGCCGGGAGGCAGAGAGUCAAGUGAAGUGCCAAUGUGAAAUCUCGGGGACACCAUUCUCAAAUGGGGAGAAGCUAAGGCCUCACAGCCUUCCCCAUCCGGAGCAGAGACCAUAUAGCUGUCCUCAGCUGCACUGUGGCAAGGCUUUUGCCUCCAAGUACAAGCUGUAUAGGCACAUGGCCACCCACUCGGCCCAGAAACCCCACCAGUGUAUGUACUGUGACAAGAUGUUUCACCGAAAGGACCAUCUGCGGAACCACUUGCAGACCCAUGACCCCAACAAAGAGGCCCUCCACUGCUCUGAGUGUGGUAAGAAUUAUAAUACAAAGCUGGGAUACCGUCGUCACCUGGCCAUGCAUGCUGCCAGCAGUGGUGAUCUCAGCUGCAAGGUGUGCCUGCAGACCUUUGAGAGUACCCAGGCCCUAUUGGAGCACCUGAAGGCUCACUCACGCCGGGUAGCAGGAGGUGCUAAGGAGAAGAAGCACCCCUGUGACCACUGUGACCGGCGGUUCUAUACUCGGAAGGAUGUUCGACGGCACCUAGUGGUGCACACAGGUCGUAAGGACUUCCUGUGUCAGUACUGUGCCCAGAGAUUUGGCCGCAAGGAUCACCUGACACGCCAUGUCAAGAAGAGCCACUCACAGGAACUGCUCAAGAUCAAGACAGAGCCGGUGGAUAUGUUAGGCUUACUCAGCUGUAGCUCGACAGUCAGUGUAAAGGAAGAGCUGAGCCCUGUGCUUUGCAUGGCCUCUCGGGACGUGAUGGGGGCUAAGGCCUUUCCUGGCAUGUUGCCCAUGGGUAUGUAUGGUGCCCACAUCCCUACCAUGCCCAGUGCGGGCAUGCCACACUCCCUGGUGCACAACACACUGCCCAUGGGUAUGAGUUACCCUCUGGAAUCUUCUCCUAUCUCCUCCUCAGCUCAGCUCCCUCCAAAAUACCAGCUUGGAUCUACCUCAUACUUGCCCGACAAACUGCCCAAAGUGGAGGUGGAUAGUUUUCUGGCAGAGCUUCCUGGAAGCCUGUCUCUCUCCUCGGCUGAACCUCAGCCCGCCUCACCUCAGCCGGCGGCAGCUGCAGCCCUCCUGGAUGAAGCACUGCUCGCCAAGAGUCCCGCCAACCUCUCCGAGGCCCUCUGCGCUGCUAAUGUGGACUUUUCCCACUUACUGGGCUUUCUUCCGCUCAACCUACCCCCAUGUAACCCACCUGGGGCCACAGGAGGCUUGGUUAUGGGCUACUCCCAAGCUGAGGCACAGCCUUUGCUCACCACUUUGCAGGCUCAGCCUCAAGAUUCCGCUGGAGCUGGGGGACCUCUGAACUUUGGGCCUCUGCACUCCUUACCUCCUGUCUUCACCUCUGGCCUGAGUACCACCACCCUGCCUCGUUUCCACCAAGCAUUCCAGUAGCCCCUAUGAAGGUCCCCCAACUCAGUUUUUUGCUUCUGCCAGGGAGCCUAAGUACCCACCCCGUCCACCUCCCCCAUGAAGGCAGCUGAGCUUUCAGAGCUGGGUUCAAAAAGAAAAUUCUAGUGUCUAUAUGGAGCACUUGGUUUGGGGGUUCAGGCUCCAGGAUCAAUUUAGAGGGAUCCUUGAACCCAGCCCCGUGAACAAUCUAUCAUAGGACUUUCAGGUAUUUUUACUUUUAUUUUUUGAUCUGAACUGGGAGCUAUAUUUAGUCCUCUGCCUCUCCAAAGCAUCAGAACCACCUUCAGUCUGGAGAAGGGGAAGCCUCUUGGAGACAGAGGGUUUCACCUUAUAUGACCUCAAGAGAAAUAGCCUAAGAAGCCCGCCUUCUGGUCCCAAUCUGCAGACCCUCCAGCAGUUGGCUGUUGAGUCCCUGCUGUGGAAGUUCUCUUGACUAUCACCUGCUUCCAGCUACCAGACAAGAAAGACGGCCUCUGUUCUUAACCAUCCCGCCCCACACCACCCACAGCUCCCCUUCAGUCAGUGUUGUCCAGCAACGGUACCGUUUACACAUUCACCUCCGACACACCAUUUCACCUCCCUCGCCACACUGUUAGCCUUAGAGUGAUUGCAGUGAACACUGUUUACACACCGUGAAUCCAUUCCCACCAGUCCAUUUCAGUUGCCACCAGCCUGAACCACUCGGUACCUGGUGUUAACUGGAGCCCUGUUUACAAGGCGGAGUCGGGUCUUGCUGACUUCUCUUCACUUGAGGUCACAUUUUUCCCCCGUGGGGAAAUAAACUGACUUUGGACUGCUUCAGUUUCUGCCAUCUUCCAUGACUGCUUCUAUUCCUGCCUUUCAUGGCAGUGUCCACAGGAGAUAGGCAAGAAGAUUGGAGCAGCUUUCUCACAGGUCUGCAAUUUGGAUUUUCUCCAAGUACAUCAUGACACCUUCGUCCUCCUGAACUGGAGAGGGGAAGAAAUGAAAGGCAUCCCGUAUCAACCAUUUCCUCAGCCCCUGACCCCACCCUGGACAUCAUGAGCAGUUUUUCGUCUUGGCAGGAGGGGUUCUGGGGUUCGGGCUGGAUAGCAGAGGAGAGGGAUGAGCCCUGCGUUUAUUUCCCUUCUGCUCGUCCUUUUCCAGGACGCAAUGGAACUGUCUGAAGAAGAGUUUCUAGAAAGUUAGGAUUGGGCAGAUAGUUGAGUCCUAAUCUAUCAAAUCAUUGUUGCCUCUCAUACCAAAAUGUUCUUACCCACUGUCCUCCCCCUUCUCUGCUUCGCAGUCCCCAUGGACUCUGGGCAUGGUGCACUGUCGUCUUUGCUCUUCAUUGAGGACCUUCCACCCACCAUGGUCCCCUCAGUUGCACCUAGUGUCUAGCAAUGUCUCUUGCAAGAAAUUACUAAUUCUUCUGUUGACUUGGAGCUCGCUGCCACAGACAGCACAGCCCUUGCCCAGAAGCAGCUGAAUAAUUCCUAACCCAUUUCAUCUCGGUUCUGUAUGGGUUUUUCCCAUGCAUGGAAGGGAGGCAGCUCAGGGACCACCAUUGUGGAACCUUUUGAGACCUCUCUGAUUCAGAAACACACUUCUACCUCUUUACUGUUAACUCCUACAGAUGUAGCCAGCAGCCUGGGCACUUGUGUUAGUGGUGCCGUUUGCUGGCUUCUCCACUAGGGUUUCAGGACAGACUACCUAGGAACUGCCUCAAUCUCCCACCAGUUCUUCCCUGCCCCUCCCUUCUGUCUAGAUUCACUUCAGUUUAUUGUUGGGAACUGUGCAGGUCCAAGACCUGGACUCCUGCUUCAGCCCAGGCCAGUACUCCUUAUCUGAGGUGAAAGCCUUCAGUUUAGCUCCCUGGCCCUUGUGUGGAAGCAAUGUGGAGUGAAUGAGCAUAUUUUGGUUUAAGCAAGGUAGCUUGGAAUACCUUUUUAAAAAAACAACUGGAUAUAAAUAUGUCUGACAGGAUUAGAAUCAGACUAUGUGAUUUGCUUGUAAAGAUUAGUUUCAGUGAGUCCCAGGGACUAAUUAAGGUUUAUUUUUAAAAGCGUCUGCCUUGGUGCGCAACCACCUGCAUGCUAUGCAUGCUGUUGGGACUCGUAUUACAGGGAAUGGCAUUGAGAAGCCAAGUGGGACUCACUGCUGCCAUUCUCCUUGUGCUUGGUCUUCACUAGACCCCGGCCCCCUCUACCCUUCUUACCACCUCCCUAUAGCCUCAGCUUCAGAAGCCAGUAGCCUCCAGCCACAGAGUAUAGUGUUGUGGGCUGUUUGAGAAGACCUGUCCUCCUGAGCUGCUCCUUCCCGUGGUGCUCACAGACCAGCAGAGCACCUAUUGUAGAUCUUGUUCCACCUCUAAUCUUUCCUCGUUGUCUGUUCUUAUGUAUCCUUCAGUUUUCCCACUUCUCAGUGUCUUCACUCUAAGGACUUUUCCUGUCACUGUGAACUUUGCUGGUUAUCUGCCUUCAGUUUUUGGACCACAAACCACCCUGCAGCUUCUUAAACCUUUACCCAACCUACCACCCAAAAGAGCCUUUUGGCCAGUUGUUAAAAGGACAGGAAUGAUUUUAUUCUGUACUUGGAGCCCAAACUCAUUAAGGUACCCUUUAUGAGGCCAAGAGAGCCAGAGGGGCAUGUGCCCAGGACAGGAGCCAUGGCAUGUGGCACAGACCAAUCAGGGACCAGAAAAGAAUGAUGUCCCUUUCCUUGCCAUGUCCUUGAGCCUGUCAGUAAUGAACUGGCUGCAAGGGGACACACCUCUCAGCCUGCACAGCAGCUUGUCAGAGUGAGAACUGUCCUGGGGCCAGAGACUAACAUGCCCAGGUGGUGUCGGCUCAGAGGAUCCUAGCACCAUCUUAAGCAGGUGGGAGGCAGGGAAGGGUGCACCAGCGUGUCUUUCCCCGACUUUACAUGGUAUUUUGUUAAUGCAAAUCCGGGAAGCAGGUGUGAUUGCUUUUUGCUCGUAGAUAUUGUCCUAAGUUGAAAUCCCCUAAAUCUCCCUUACUAGCCUUUAAGUUCCCCCUUCCCUUUUUGGUAGCUGUUUUCUCUACCCCUUCUCCAUAAUUAAAAAAACAAAAAACAGAAAAACAAACAAAAAAAAAGUUGUAUUAUACAGGAUCAAUAUUUUGCUUUUUAACAAGGAUAUUUAUGUAAUAAGAAACUUUGCCUUAGGUAGGUGUUGGCCAGAAAAGUCCAGAUUUCUCUGUGACCUCACCCUGGCCUCUCCUGGAGCUCUGAACCUGCUGUGGAAGGAAGUGGCUGUGACUUUAACCACUGGAGAGUGGAGUGUGUGGUGUGGAGAGGGUGUUCACUGUGUAAUCUUGGGCUGUGUGGAGUUGUUCUUAUCACCUUGCUUCAGAUGUUACUUUGGCGUCCUCCACCAGUUCUCCAUGUGCACCUCUGCAUGGCCGGCACUAGAAUCCCUGAACACUACUUCACACCUCCCCCACUGCCAGCUGGUUGACGCUCUAGAGCCACUCUUUCUUAAUGCCAGAUUAUUUAAAGAAAAAUACAAGACAAAAACCUUCUAGCACUUUGUAAACACAGUGAAUAACCUCUUGGAGUAUUUUUGGCUUUAUAUAAAACAAGGUUUUUAAUUGUAAAAUAUAAGUGCCAUUAGAAAAUGCACAGGGCAUAUCUUUGUUAAAGUAGAUUUUUUCAAUGUUUUACAGAAUUAAUUUUCAAAAAAAAGUUUUUAUAAUGAAGUUGUUUAUUAAAAACUUCUGAAUGA
Mus caroli (Ryukyu mouse) is the source of this 9011-nucleotide messenger RNA. It is a transcript of the gene Plagl2, whose product is annotated as PLAG1 like zinc finger 2. Gene Ontology annotation, molecular function: RNA polymerase II cis-regulatory region sequence-specific DNA binding; DNA-binding transcription activator activity, RNA polymerase II-specific; DNA-binding transcription repressor activity, RNA polymerase II-specific. NCBI's taxonomy places the organism in Eukaryota, Metazoa, Chordata, Mammalia, Rodentia, Muridae. The record is from RefSeq and is a predicted model, not a curated record. Gene Ontology annotation, biological process: regulation of cytokine production; negative regulation of transcription by RNA polymerase II; regulation of immune system process. Gene Ontology annotation, cellular component: nucleoplasm.